Messenger RNA from Aspergillus lentulus, 2133 nucleotides. Its product is annotated as glutathione S-transferase family protein. Lineage: Eukaryota; Fungi; Ascomycota; Eurotiomycetes; Eurotiales; Aspergillaceae. Gene Ontology annotation, cellular component: cytoplasm. The record is from RefSeq and is a predicted model, not a curated record.
AUGGACGGCCCGGAUCUUCAGCGAUUCCGCGUCGAUUCUCACACUUCUGAUGAACAGCCCCGAUCGCUGUCGUCCCUCGCAGACGACGCGUCCGCUUUAGCUGCAACCCAACAACAGCAUCACCAGUCACAUACACAGGAGCUCGCAGAUCCUCAGGAGGCGCAGUCGCUUCAGCCUCUACAGUCUGCGCUCGAACACUCCGAUCUCCAUCUCCAUCAUCCGCAGGAGCAGCGGCACCAUCAAAAUGCGAGUCAUCCGCUCAAUACACCGGCGGCUAUGCGGCCGUCGCGACCUAGCGAGUCGGUUAAUACGGAGCUGAUAUCUCCUCAGCAGUUUAACGAGAAGCUGCAUACCUACCACCAAACGUCCCGAGAGCACACAUUCCCGGGUAGCCUUUCAAAUGGGCAGCAGAUGCAAUCCUGUUUAUCUCACGGCGGCGAUCAAGAUGCACACCACGAGCAGGUGCUGUCGCAAGUACGUUCGGAUCUUGCGAAUACCGCUGUUGAGUGUAAUGGUAAUGGCGCCGACGAUGAUGGGCACAUGCGCAACGCCGGCCUGCAAGUAUCGCCGUCCUUUCCGCAUCAUUUGCAGCUACAGCCGCAAAGCGACGGUUACUCUGUGGCUCCGGAGCUCUCGAAACAGGAUGUUUGUCUGAAGGACAUGAAACUCGUCCCUGAUCCUCCGGACCUCGAAUACUGGAGGGAAAAGCUAUUCAACGUGGACGAGACGAUCACCUUGACUGAAGACCAAUUCCGAACCUACUUCCCGCACGUCGACAACGUCUACUCCCACCGCUCCACACAACGCUACAAGCGCAAACCCUUCGUCUCCCACUACUGGGACUGCAGACUCAAAGGCCGCCCGCCCGGGACCCCCAAAUCCGAUGACCCGAACAAGAAGAAGCGUAAACGCACCGCCCGACAACGAGACCUAUGCGACGUCAAGAUCAAAAUCACCGAAUACUUCCCCGGGUACGGUAUGGCCGCUGUAUCGGACUUUGCGGUGAACGGGCCCGAGACGUCCUUUCCUUCCUCGGAGUUUCUGCCCAGCGCGAACUCGUUGUUCCAUGAGUCGUCGGCCUUGGGACAGAGGAGGGACAGCCAGCCGUUCGGCGUGCUCACGCCGAAUCCGACCUUACCUGAGGGUCAUCCCGGGGCGAAUGGAGAGAGAUUUUUCACGAUCCAGCGGGUCAAUGGCAAUGGUGCGAAUGGGAAGAAUGACGGGGUGGGCGGAGGCCAUCGGCAUACGUUGGAAGAGAGCGACCGGGUCAAGAAAAAUAGUGUUCAGCGGUAUUUGCUGAAAGAGGCCAAGGAAAAGAAGAAGGCAAUCGCAACCAGAACGAUGCCCUCCCAAAGUGAGGCCCAACAAAAAACAUACCACACCAAAGCUACUGGCUUAGCGGCCUUGACCGCUAUAAAUCAUUCCCAUGAAGCAGAAUUCAAACUGUUCGGGAGUUGCUUCUGCCCUUUUGUACAACGCGUUUGGAUAGCCUUGGAAAUCAAGGGUAUCCCAUAUCAAUAUAUCGAAGUAGAUCCAUAUCAAAAACCUCAAUCUCUAUUGGAGGUGAACCCCAGAGGCCUGGUGCCAGCGUUGCGGCACGGUGACUGGGGAUCCUAUGAAAGCUCGGUUCUGCUCGAAUAUCUCGAAGAUUUGGAGGUUGGUCCACACCUUCUGCCGCCUGGCGAUGCGAAGUUGCGAGCUCACUGUCGGCUCUGGACCGAUCAUAUCAAUCGUCACAUCGUGCCCAGCUUCUAUAGGGUUCUCCAGGAACAGGAGGAACAGAAGCAGACGGCGAAUAUGCAGGAGCUUCAAGACGGUCUCAAGACGCUAAUUACGGCUGCCAGUCUCGAAGGUCCAUUUUUCCUGGGACCGACGAUCUCUUUUGUGGACGUCCAGAUCGCCCCUUGGAUCCUCCGGCUAAGCCGGGUGCUCAAACCGUACCGUGGCUGGCCAGACCCCGAGCCUGGAAGCCGGUGGGCCGCAUGGGUUAAUGCGAUUGAGGCCAAUGAGCAUGUCAAGGCGACAACUAGCUCUGACGAAUUGUAUCUCGACAGUUAUGAGCGAUAUGCCCAAAAUCGACCCAAUACGUCGCAGGUUGCAAACGCAAUUAACUCUGGAAGGGGGUUGCCAUGA